CAUGCCCAUCUUCCGACAGGGGGGGGGUUAGGUAUGCCCUUCUCUGACCCAGAUGCUCGGUACCGGAACAGGACUACCCAAUUCCACAAGGUUUGGAUCCAAGUGGGAAGAAGGCGAAGGGAAAGAGGGAAAAAAGAGGACGGGCAGAUAUUUGUAUGCUGAUCCUCCCUCGCCCUCCACUUCCCCCAUCCCCCCCGUUCCUAGCGUGUUGAUCACUUGAUAGAGAAGAGAGGCUGGUCUUGGUCUGACGAUGUUAUGAGCGAGCUGCUUUCCAAAUAAAGCGAUCUAACGUCAGUCGGCUCCGCCACUCCGUCCGCUCGCGCCCUCUUCGAUCUCAGUCCCUCCCCAGGCUCACCCGGCUGUUCGGCAAACACACGCAUCCCAUUCUCACCACAAGGUCACGCAUCGUGUGUCUGGCCGUCUCUGUCGACAAGUGUGCCCCCCGAACCCCGAUAUUUCAGCCUUACGGUUGGGUUCCCCCAAACCGACCGCGCUCAUACUGCAACCCAACCGGUCUGGAAGGAGUCUUAUUCCGGACUCGUCCGCCGCGCGAUGAGUGAGUCGUGGACGUACAACACCCCUCCGGGGACGGCGAGCACGGGAGCCCAGAUCACGAUCGUUGCCCUGGUCUUCACGGCACUGUCCUUGGUCAUCAUGCUCCUGCGGCUGUACGUUCGCGUCAUCAUGCUCAAGGCGGCCGGAGCAGAUGACUGGGUUAUCAUCGUGACAUGGAUUGCCGCUUGCGGUUUUGCGGUAGUUAGCACGAUCCGAACAAAAUGGGGUCUCGGACUCGAGAACAUCGAGGACAUGCCGAAGGAGAACCUGUACAACUUUGGUCUGCUGCAAUAUGCCGGCGCCCCAUUCUACAUCACCAGCAUCCUGGGCUUCAAGAUCAGCCUGCUCCUCUCUUACCUCCGUUUCAUCCCCAAGGGCGUCUACAGAUGGGCAACACUCAUCACCAUCGGCAUGUGCAUUGCGUACCACAUCGCUUUCCUCGUUGUCCAAGUGAACCUCUGCACGCCGAUCGCCAAGCAGUGGGACCCGACCAUCACGAACGGUUCCUGUAUCCCGGGAGUCCCCUUCUACACCAGCAUGGCCGCCUUGACAAUCGUCUUUGACAUUGUCGUCAUGUUCCUUCCCUUCCCCGUCCUCGCGUCCUCCAAGAUCCAGAAACGCAAGAAGUUCGUCCUCCUCGGCCUCUUCGGCCUCGGCGCCUUCAUCACCGUCAUCCAGAUCGUCCGCAUCCAGACGGUCCACGCCCUCGCCAACUACCUCGACUCGGCGCCCCUCAUCAUGUGGUCCGCGGUCGAGAACAACCUGGGCAUCAUCGUCUGCUGUGUGCCGACCCUCGCGCCCUUGGUCAAGUACUUCAACGAGAAGAGCAGGUCGGGCAGCCGGAGCAACAAGUACGGCGCCGCGAGCGGCUACGGCAGGACCGGCGGCGGCGGCGCCGGGCAGAGCGGCAAUGUGGGCAGCCGGUACGCGCUGCAGAGCUGGCGGCCAGGCAUGAGCGGGAUGCACCCGCUGAGCAGCGGCAACGACCACAGCGAGCAAGACCUCGGCGGGCAGACGUCGAGGAUAGGCAAGGGGUCGGAUGACGGGAGCGCCGAGUUCCAUCUCGACGCGCCCGUCAUCAUCAAGAAGACAGAGUUCGUGGUCACAAGUGACCCGAGGGAGCCGGGGCUGGCGGUGUAAUUGGAUUUUACCAAGAGAGGCGGUAUAGAACAUUAUUAUUAGUAUUAUAUUAGUAUCCCAACUUUCCAACAU
Colletotrichum destructivum is the source of this 1767-nucleotide messenger RNA. RefSeq lists its product as uncharacterized. NCBI's taxonomy places the organism in Eukaryota, Fungi, Ascomycota, Sordariomycetes, Glomerellales, Glomerellaceae. The coding region runs from base 553 to 1695 and encodes 380 amino acids. The transcript has 6 exons. The record is from RefSeq and is a predicted model, not a curated record.